Molecule: messenger RNA, 621 nt
Organism: Trypanosoma theileri
Lineage: Eukaryota; Euglenozoa; Kinetoplastea; Trypanosomatida; Trypanosomatidae
Product: translocon-associated protein subunit beta
Exons: 1
Coding region: 1-621 (206 amino acids)
Cellular component (GO): endoplasmic reticulum
Source: RefSeq, a predicted model, not a curated record
AUGAACUGGCUAAUAGUUGUUGCGACACUACUAUCCGUACUGGCUGUUGUUUCAUCGGCUCAGUCGGUCCCAUCGGAUUCACACCCAUUGUUGUUUGUAUCUAAGUCUGUUUCGGAUGACUAUGUGGUGGUGGGAAAUAAUGUGGAGUUUACUGUCACUGUGUACAACUAUGGACAGAGCCCAGCGGCAGAUGUAACCAUUACGGAUGUGCUGGUUGACGGCUCUGUACGAACAAAGCACAUUGACAUGCUCUCUUUUGGUGAGUCAGCGGUGCUAAAGUAUACCGUGACACCCAAGGAACUUGGUAGUUACGCUACCGACGUUGCACAAGUGACGUAUGCGCUUCAGAAGGGAAAACCAGCCACAGAGAAGGCCUACAGCAACAUGAUCCGCGAAGGUAAUGCCUACUUCCUUGGCGAAGGUUACGAUGAUGAAAGCUUUCGUGGUGUGGUAUCUGUUGUCACGCGCGAUCGCUAUGACCGUCUUCACAAGCGGUACAUUCGUGAAUUUGUCGCUUAUGCUUUUCUUUGCGUUGUUCCAGCAGUUUUUCCACUUGUUAUGUACCGCACGGUGCAGAAUCAAGUGGAUCUACUCAUCCGUCGCUCUAAGAUGAGCAAAUGA